Molecule: messenger RNA, 2149 nt
Organism: Argiope bruennichi
Lineage: Eukaryota; Metazoa; Arthropoda; Arachnida; Araneae; Araneidae
Product: peroxidase-like
Exons: 14
Coding region: 56-2035 (659 amino acids)
Biological process (GO): response to oxidative stress
Molecular function (GO): heme binding; peroxidase activity
Source: RefSeq, a predicted model, not a curated record
UAUCAUGUUGCUAUUUGGUUCUGUUAUGUUCUCUUAAGAUUUCAGUUUUCAUAUAAUGACAGGUCUGAAAAAUACUUCCGUGAUGAGAUGGAUUUUCAUACUCUUUCUGAUUGCUGAAUUGGAUCCUGAUUUAAUUUUAGCAUAUGAACAGCCUGAAAGAAACUCAGAAGUUAAUGAUUCUAAGUCAUUGAAUGAUACAGUAAAUAAAACAGAUGAACUCUGGAAAUUUGAUGUCUCAAUACCAAAAGAACUCUAUCACUGUGAGAGUGGCCAAAUCACAUCAUGUGAUCCUUCUGACCCAUACAGAACGAUAGACGGAAGCUGUAACAAUUUGAAUCAUCCGACAUGGGGUAUAGUCAAUGAGUGCUACUUAAGAUAUGUUCCAGCAUCUUACGAAGGGUUCGAAAUGCUUCCAAGAUCUAAGAAUGGAGAUCCUUUGCCUCUCGCCAGAGAAUUAACUGUGAAUAUCUUCAAAGACGUUCACCGACCCUCUCCAAAUGUUUCAUUCAUGUUCACGAUUUAUGGUCAAACUAUGGCUCACGAUUUAUCCCGAACUGAGAAUCGAAACAUUCAAGAACAAUGCUGUGAAGAUUCCUCUAAGCAUCCAUCUUGUAUAGCCGUUUCUAUAAGAUCUAAUGAUCCAUUCUAUUCUCAAUAUAACGUCUCCUGUUUAGAUCUGCAUAGAACUCAGUCUUGUGAAAUUUGUAACGCCACCAGUAGGGAACAAGUGAAUGCUGUAACACCUGCUUUGGAUGCAUCAAUGGUGUACGGCACAAACGAAGAAAAUGCAAUGAAUAUACGAACCAAUGAUGGAACAGGAAAAUUGAUCGUUAAUUCCACAGAGCAUGGUGAUCUUCUACCUACGUUUAAAACUCCUGACGGUAUUUUCUGCCGUGAAAAGAAAGAAAACACUUGCUAUUUGUCAGGAGAUAUAAGAGGGAAUCAGCAUGCUUUUCUGACUGGAAUUUCCACAUACUACGUGCGAGAGCAUAACAGAAUCGCCACACAUCUCAAGAAGAUGAAUCCUCACUGGAAAGAAGAUAAAUUGUUUCAAGAAACCAGGAGAAUCAACACAGCAAUUCUUCAAUGCAUCACCUACAAAGAAUACCUGCAGGUACUUCUGGGCCAGUACAUUAUGGAUCAAUUUAAUUUGACAGUCAAAAAUGGAUCAGAUGGAACAAAUUACAACUCUAGCUUACGACUUGGAGUCAGUAAUGAAUUCUCAACCGCGGCUUUCCGUCUCCACACCAUGAUACCUAAAGUAGUGGGAACAACUAACAUAAGGUUCAAAGAUUUUUACGCAAAUCCGAAAAUCAUUCGAGCUGGCUACAUGGAAAGAAUUAUGCAAGGAGCCUACAGAGUACCAUCUGAAGAAUAUGAUCAUUACCAUGUAGAUGAUGUGACUAACUACAUGGCUCAACGACCUGGAGUACCAUAUGGUAUCGAUUUAAAUUCUAUUGAUAUCCAGAGAGCAAGAGAUCACGGAUUGCCACCUUACGUAGUCAUGGUGAGAUUCUGCUCCGAAGAAAAAAUAAGCGUUACGACCUUCGAUGACCUUGCACCUUUGCUGAUGACAGAGGAAAAAGCAGAAAAGUUGAAGGAAAAUUAUGCAGCCGUAGAGGACAUAGAUUUGAUGGUAGGGGUGCAGAUGGAAGAUCCAUUUCCUGGAUCAGUGGUUGGUCCAACAGCCGCUUGCAUCAUCGCCAAGCAGUUUUAUUCUACUAAAUAUGGAGACAGAUUUUUCUUUGAACAUGAAGGGGUGGUACCUUCCUUCACUGCAGCUCAGAGGAAAUCCCUCAAACAGAGCUCUUUAUCUCGUAUAUUCUGUGAUAAUUCGAACAUCACACAUAUACAAAAGAAUGUUAUGCUUCUUCCUAGUGAUACAAAUCCUGAAGUACCUUGUGAAGACAUUCCAGGGGUCGAUUUAUUUCUCUGGGCCGAAAAUCAAUCCAUGCAAAUAGCACCAGUCAUGAUUCAUAAUUGUCUUCCUAUUCUGUCAUUAUUAUUUAUACAGAAAUAUAAAAAUGUUUUGUGAUGUAUCUAUUUUUUCUAUAACUUCUAUCAAGUACUAGAAAAUGUUCACUUACUUAUGACAGCGAUAUUUUUCAAUAAAAGUGUUUGAAAAAAUAAAAUCCAAUAAAAGUUUUUA